Molecule: messenger RNA, 2332 nt
Organism: Mustela lutreola (European mink)
Lineage: Eukaryota; Metazoa; Chordata; Mammalia; Carnivora; Mustelidae
Gene: TCFL5
Product: transcription factor like 5
Exons: 6
Coding region: 85-1689 (534 amino acids)
Biological process (GO): regulation of DNA-templated transcription; spermatogenesis
Cellular component (GO): nucleus
Molecular function (GO): DNA-binding transcription factor activity, RNA polymerase II-specific; protein dimerization activity; RNA polymerase II cis-regulatory region sequence-specific DNA binding
Source: RefSeq, a predicted model, not a curated record
CCCCAACGUCGCCCGGCGAGGCCGCGCCGGCCCGGUGCCCGCCGGCCCCCCGCCGCGCGCGCGCGCCCCGCCGUUGGCUCCGGCAUGUCGGGCCCCGGGCCGCGGGAGCCGCCGCAGGCGGGCGGGCCGGCGGGCCCCGAGGGCGCGGACGCGGCGCCGGGCGAGGCGGGGCUGAGCUUCACGACCACCGACCUGAGCCUGGUGGAGAUGACGGAGGUGGAGUACACGCAGCUGCAGCACAUCCUCUACUCGCACAUGGAGGCGGCGGCGGCCGACGGCGAGCUCGACGCGCGCCUCAGCUCGGCCUUCCUGGCGGCCGCGGCGCCGGGCGCGGCGGCGGCGGCGGGCGGCUUCGCGGCGGCGGCGGCGGGGGGCGCGGCGGCGGCGGCGGCGGCGGCGGCCGCGGCGGCGGCGGCGGCGGCGGGGGGCGCGGCGCCCGUGUACCCGGUGCUGUGCCCGCCCGCGCUGGCCGACGGCGGCUUCGCGGGCGCGGCGCCCUGCCUGGGCCACGUCGACUUCCAGGAGCUGCGCAUGAUGCUGCUGAGCGAGGCGGGCGCCCCCGCCGCCCCCGCCGCCGCCGCCGCCGCCAGCGCCGCGCCCCCCGCCCCCGCCGAGAAGACGCCGGGCGCCGACGGCCCCGGGGCGGGCGCGCCGCGGCCCAAGGCGCCCGACGGCGGCGGCAAGGAGAACGCGGAGGGCGCGCCCGAGGCGCGGGCCAAGUCGGCCGUGCGCGUCCGCCUGGAGGACCGCUUCAACAGCCUCCCCGCCGAGCCGCCGGCCGCCCCGCGCGGCGCCGAGCCCCCCGAGCCCGGCGUGGCGCUCAACAAUUUGGUCACUCUUAUCCGACAUCCUUCGGAGUUCAUGAACGUCCCUCUUCAUCAGCAACAAAACAAAUGCACAACGUUGGUAAAAAACAAAACCGCGGCAGCCGCCACCGCUUUGCAGUUUACAUGCCCUCUGUUCACGGCGAACGCUUGCCCUGCCUCGGGGGGCUCGAGCCUCUCGCAGACGCAGGGUUCUGGGAACCCGUGUUCUGUACUCGAAGCUGCCAAGCAUCAGGACAUUGGAUUGCCUCGAGCAUUCUCUUUCUGUUACCAGCAGGAAAUUGAAUCCACUAAACAGACUUUGGGCAGUAGAAACAAAGCCUUGCCUGAGCAGGUUUGGAUUAAAGUAGGAGAAGAAGCGCUAUGUAAGCAAGCCGUAAGUAAGAGGAACCGGAGUCGAGCGCGCCAGCCGGACACAGGUGGAGAACGAAGAGCCCUUGGAGAGAUUCAAAACGUGGGCGAAGGCUCGAGCUCCACACAGGGCGCUUGGCCUCCCGCGGAGUCCUCGCAGGCAAACCUCGGGGAGCAGACCCAGAGCGGGCCCCAGGGAGGAAGGUCGCAGCGUAGGGAGAGGCACAACCGCAUGGAAAGAGAUAGAAGGCGCAGGAUCCGCAUUUGUUGUGACGAGUUGAAUCUUUUAGUCCCUUUCUGCAACGCGGAGACGGACAAGGCGACCACCCUGCAGUGGACCACGGCGUUCCUGAAGUACAUUCAGGAAAGACACGGAGACUCUCUCAAAAAGGAAUUCGAGAGUGUGUUUUGUGGUAAGACUGGCCGAAGGCUCAAGUUGACCAGACCGGACUCCUUGGCGGCCCGUCCUGCGCAGGAGAGCCUACAGAGCAGCCCGGCCAUGGACGUCAAGUGACAGGAAGGGACCGCCAGUUCCGGCAGCGGCGGCGGCUGCCCGGGGCCCCCAGCGUCCGCGCGGCCCUGGAGCCCCGGCGAUCUGGCUCUGGGGGACGUGAGUCCAGCUGAGGGGCCUCCACGGGGACGUCACAGCACGUUUUGUAGAGAUGUUUGUCUAGAACGAAAUCCUUAGCCUUUCGUGUCCUCUUACACCAUUUGGGGAUGAAGACAUGUUGACAAUUAGCAAGAAACUUUUCAAUUAUCCGCCUGAUUCCAUCAUGUUUUCUUAACAUGAUAACUUCAAAAAUUAACAUCCCAUGUAAUUUCCUUAGUCUUCCAAGGUGCACCGCUUUUUACUUAUUUUAUUUACAUUUUAAAUAUGCCCACUUAGCGAUUGGAACAAGUUAAAUUGUUCUUGAUUAGAAGUAGUUUGGAGAUUUUACUCCCUUGUUUCUCCCUCCCCAUGCUGACUUCCGGUGACACGGGACCGUGUUCUGUGACGCGGUCUGUGUCCAGCCUUGUCGCUGGACAUUUUCCAGAGACUCCCUUUGAAGCCACUUUUGCCCGUAAAGGAGAUAUUGUCACCGUGGGUUCCUUCAAUGCCUUCAUUUUCAUAUUCAGAGUCAUUACUUGGUGUGUAAUAAACUAGUGUUUGGAACUGA